Messenger RNA from Clarias gariepinus (North African catfish), 831 nucleotides. RefSeq lists its product as uncharacterized. NCBI's taxonomy places the organism in Eukaryota, Metazoa, Chordata, Actinopteri, Siluriformes, Clariidae. The transcript is spliced from 4 exons. The record is from RefSeq and is a predicted model, not a curated record. The coding region runs from base 79 to 828 and encodes 249 amino acids.
GUUCACAUCAUCAACACGUCUUAACCACACAGUCUUCCUCUCGGGGUUUUUUCUUCAGUCGUGAAUUGGUUGCUGGAUAUGAAGGUCAACAAGAAUCCCUAUAGAAGAAUGAUGCUCCUUAAAACAGCUUUUCUGCUUUGUCAGAUUUUCCUCCUCAUGAUCACAGGAGCUUUUGCGGAUAAAUGGAGUGGAACAUACAGCCCGGAACAUCUCUGUGCUUUAAAAGGAUCUACAGUGUUCAUUAAUGCCUCAUACACAUAUCCAGUAGGUCAUACAUUGAAAGAGACAUUUUGGUUAAUAAACCCAGCUGAGGGUAAAGUGCUGACUGAUCUGCGUAAUGAAUCAGGUUACUCAGGCAGAGUGGCGUAUUUAGGAGAUGAACAGAAACACUUCUCCCUCAGACUGAGUGAUGUGAAAGUAACAGAUAAAUGUGUGUACUACUUCAGAAUCAUAACAGAUAAAAAUGAAAAGUGGAUGAAAUAUCCUGGAGUUACUCUCACUGUUACAGAUCUUCAGGUGAUCGCUCCUGCAGAAGUGACAGAGGGACAAUCAGCCGUUCUGACCUGUAAAACCACCUGCAGUCUGACUGAUCCAACAUUCAUCUGGUACAAAACCAGCCGUGAUUUAACCACAAACACCAUCAAGAGCAAUGAAGUCCACCUGCAGUCGGUCAGCAGUGAGGAUGCAGGCAGUUAUAGCUGUGCUGUAAGAGGAUAUGAACAUCUCCCCUCUCCUGCUCACACACUCAGAGUCAGAUGUGAGAUUUAUUUACCUUCACCUUUAUAUUCUAUAACUAAACAGUUAAUAAAGCUUGGCUUGGUUCACUGAAAC